AUUAAACUGAAAUCAGUUCCACGUUUCUCCAACACACACAACACAAGACACACAUGAUGGCUGAUGGACGGAACACAAAGGGUGCCGUGUGCACCGACAGCAACGGCCUGUGCAUCACCUCGUCGGGGGAUCUGACAGAGGCUGACGCUGGCAGCCUGCAUGCCAUUCACACGUUGUCGAGACAACUCUUCGACACGGACCAGCCUGUCGCCGUUUGCAUCGAUUCAACGACAUCACAGUCAAUCUACGUCAGGAAAGUCAACGAAAACGUUGUCGCUGUCAAGAAGGGCUAAGUGACGGCCGUGCUGUAGUCACAAGUGGCCAACACGCGCGUGCCAUGACCUCUCCUUCCGUUUUAGUUUGCCAAUUCCACCCCAUUGACAUGACCACAACGACGUGCCUUUUCUGCUCACUCAUCAGUUGCUGCUUUUGUCACCUUCAUCCCCGUGCCUUCCUCUCUCCCCUUUGGGCCUUUUUCUUCCUUGACUGAUACGCGCUGAUGCUUCAUUCAUGGUUGCCAAUUACACGAUAAACACAAUGCGAAGAACA
Messenger RNA from Salpingoeca rosetta, 549 nucleotides. RefSeq lists its product as uncharacterized. Lineage: Eukaryota; Choanoflagellata; Craspedida; Salpingoecidae. The transcript is spliced from 3 exons. The record is from RefSeq and is a predicted model, not a curated record. Gene Ontology annotation, cellular component: Ragulator complex; cytoplasm. Bases 54 to 293 code for a protein of 79 amino acids.